GCACACCCCUUUAAGUACGUCUGUAUCAGAGCCAGGCUGGCGGUGUAUGGUUUGUGGUUGUGUUAGUUAGGUCUCGCUCUGUUGUCAAUAUCACACUCCGAAUGCAUUAAUGCGAAGCUAUGGGAAUCCUGCAGUCAUGUCUACCAAAGGAACUGCUUUAACGCUGCUUGUUCUGUCCGGUCUGAUAGCGAUUGGCAACGCUCUGAGGUGUAACUGCACCAACUGCGAGAGCAGCGGCUAUGAGUGCGAGACGGACGGGGCCUGCAUGGCCUCCACCUCUAACAUCGCCGGCGUGGAGCAGCACGUGCGCAUCUGCAUCGCGCGCGACAAACUCAUGCCCCCGGGGCAGCCCUUCUACUGCCUGAGCGCGGAGGGCUACCUCAACACGCACUGCUGCUACUCCGACUACUGCAACAGUGUCGACCUCAAGGUGCCCAAGGUGAGUCGCUUGCCGGCGAUCGAGAGCGCCCUGAGCAGCUGGGGGCCGGUGGAGCUGGUGGCGGUGAUAGCCGGGCCCAUCAUCCUGGUGUGUCUGCUGCUGAUCGUGGGCGUCCUGGUGUUCCAGCACCACCAGCGCACCUACAACCACCGGCAGCGGCUGGACGUGGAGGACCCGUCCUGCGACCACCUCUACCUCGCCAAGGACAAGACGCUGCAGGACCUCAUCUUCGACCUGUCCACCUCCGGCUCGGGCUCAGGCCUUCCCCUGUUUGUGCAGAGGACGGUGGCCAGAACCAUCGUUCUGCAGGAGAUCAUUGGGAAGGGGCGUUUCGGCGAGGUCUGGCGGGGCAAGUGGAGAGGCGGAGACGUGGCUGUCAAGAUCUUCUCCUCGCGGGAGGAGCGCUCCUGGUUCCGUGAAGCUGAGAUCUACCAGACCAUCAUGCUCCGACACGAGAACAUCCUGGGCUUCAUUGCUGCAGACAACAAGGACAAUGGCACAUGGACGCAGCUGUGGCUGGUGUCCGACUACCAUGAGCACGGCUCACUCUUUGACUACUUGAAUUGCUACUCCGUCACCAUCGAGGGCAUGAUCAAGCUGGCGCUGUCGGCUGCCAGCGGACUGGCCCACCUGCACAUGGAGAUCCUGGGCACACAGGGAAAGCCUGGCAUAGCACACCGUGACCUCAAGUCAAAGAACAUCCUGGUGAAGAAGAAUGGCACUUGUGCCAUCGCUGACCUGGGACUGGCAGUGAGGCACGAGUCGUCCACUGACACCAUUGAUAUCGCCCCCAAUCAGCGUGUGGGCACAAAGAGAUAUAUGGCUCCAGAGGUUUUGGACGAGACCAUCAAUAUGAAGCACUUUGACUCCUUCAAGUGCGCUGACAUCUAUGCCCUUGGCCUGGUGUACUGGGAGAUCGCACGCCGCGGCAGUGCUGGAGGUGUGCAUGAAGACUACCAGCUGCCCUACUACGACCUGGUGCCCCCGGACCCCUCCAUCGAGGAGAUGAGGAAGGUGGUGUGUGACCAGAGACUGCGGCCCACCGUGCCCAACUGGUGGCAGAGCUAUGAGGCACUGCGAGUAAUGGGUAAGAUCAUGCGGGAGUGCUGGUACUCCAACGGUGCGGCGCGUCUGACGGCCCUGCGCAUCAAGAAGACCCUGUCCCAGCUCAGCGUCCUGGAGGACGUGAAGAUGUGAGACACGCUCGCUCGGGAGGCGGGGCAGCCUCGCCAGCGGGACGUUUCCGUGGAGACGCACCGACCGACCGAGCUGAGAGCGCAGAGACUCAAGACUGGGAGAGAGGAAAUGAAAAAGAAAUGAGAGAGAGAGAGGGAGAGAGAGAAUUAUUUGAAGAAAGAGACCCUGCCAGUUUUUUUCAAAGCCACACUUCUGUGUUGUGAAGAGGUCUACCUCACCUUUUUUUUUUUUUUUUUUUUUUUUUUUUUUGGCCAAAACUACUGAAUCUAGCAAUUCCUCCUCCACCCAACUCCAACCUAGCACAACCAAUCCUCCGCUUGCACUCCAUCCCCCACCCCCUCAGGAUCCGUCCGGCUCUGAAGCUUCUCCACCUAUCGGCUCCUCUCCUGACCGCUCCCUUCAUCCACCCGCCCCGCCCCGCCCGGCCUCCCCUCCCCGAGGCACAGUGCCACGUGCUCCUCCACCUCUCCACUCCUCCGCCUCUCCACUUCUCCGCCCCUCCACUCCUCCACCUCCUCCGCCCAGUGUCUGUGGAUUCAUUACUUGCAUUAAUUACGUGUUUGGUUGGUUUUCUUUCCCGUACGUUUCAUUGCAGGAACUACUGAUGUACAAGCGAUUCCCGUUUGUUUUGGGAUUUCUCUCGCAGUUCUAAAUCUUGCCACUCCUUUUUUUUGUUAUUUCUCUGCCGUUUUUAAGUAACGGGACUACGCGAGAGACAUUUCAGACAAGCCGUUGUAGCGCGGCACGACGACUCAGACCUAAAAGUAUGUCUGCUAAUAAGUCAUUUUCAUGCAUCUUUCCCCCCUCUUUUUUUGUCGUACCAUUACCUGAUACUGCUGUUGUGAGAAUGUGAAAAAAAAGAGGCAGACACCUUUUCUUUGUUGAGGUCAGAUGCAUUACAAUAGCAUAGGCGAGGAUGUAGCAAGCCUUGAUGUCUGUGACUGUUCAAAUGUGUGUGUGUGUGUGUGUGUGUGUGUAUAUAUAGAGUUCGUACUGUAGCUCUGAUGUCAUAUUUAAAAUCGCAGGAAGGGGGGGCGGGGUGUUGACACGACACGACACGACACACGUGCAUGGGAAGACCUUCCGUGUGAAACAAGACCCUCUAUAUGGCAAUGCAUUAAUCAAGCUACAGCUUAGAUCUGGGGUAAAGUUGUUUGUGCUGUUGGGUUCAAGUCGAAGCAUUACAAUAAUGCAUACACUGUGGCUGUGCGUGUGUGUGUGUCUGGAAUUAUUUUAUUUUGAUUUUAAUUAUUAAGGAUCAAUCUCUAGAUGUGGUCCAUGAUUUCUUUUAUUUUGUUCACUUUUAUUUUGUUCAUUGUUUUUGGGGUGAUUGACUUUUUUUUAUUUAUUUGUUAAUAUUUUAUAUAUAGUUUUUUUGUUCACUGUGAUAUGUCAAUCAGGGGAUUAGUGGCAGUGGAGCCCAGGUCCCUGUCAGACAAUGGCUGAUAGAAGUGACCGAACUCAGAUAAUCAUACCUGCUGGACAAGCUGGAGAUCCAUACACUGAGCAAGUAAUACGUUUAGGGAUGGGUAAUAACUUUAAAGUCUGCACUGUUUUGUGGGGAGGAAGAUAAACUGUUUUCCUUCUUUUGAUUUCUGAUUAGGAAUCAUUUAAAAUGUAAUGACAAGAAAAAUCCUUCAAUUUUUCAUUUUCCUGUAACAUUACCUGUAAAUCAUCCCUAAUGACAAUCCUCGAUGGAACUGGCUGCUGUGGUUUCGCAUACUGAUUCUACUGCCUGGGCACUGUGAGAUGUCUGGGGAUGAGAUUUUAGUGAAUAAGAACAGAAGGCUGGUUCACCACCUAGUUCAUGUAUUAUGUAUAUUUGUAUUGUAAAGUUGCAUCUUUUAGCUAAUCAAUAUCACUUGUUUAUAACCAACUACUCCAAAUAUAUCUUUUUUUUUUUCGUUCUUUUCUACUGUUUUGUAUUUUUAGCUUUCCAAACAAACUUGAAGGUACUACUGAUCUGCUCCGAACUGCUACUCUGCCUCCUUACGCUGUCCAUCUGUCAUCUUUUGUAGCCAUGACCUCUAGUAAAGACAUUUUUACUUGCAUAGGUAGUUCAAUUCUUCUUUCAUUUCAAAUUGCUUUGGCUACCGUCACGUGUGGGAGUAUUAAGUUUCAUGAAAGUGGGUCUCUGACACCCAAUAAACCGCUUGUUCCUGUUGUGAAACGUUUCCAACGUCCUGCUCCUGUAGAGGUGAGGGCCCAGGCCAUACCAUCCUAUUUAUGAAUGUGAAACAUCAGUGUGUUGCAAUUGGUUACCUUUACAUGACCUUUAAUGAACCCUAGUUUUCAUUAGAAGGUGCAAAAAUGUAUGAAGAUGGAGGUUUGCCAUCCACACUAUGUGGAGCCUGGAGACAUUUUGGGGGGGGGGGACAGGAUCUUGGUGCAGUGAGCAUUCCUUUCACUUGAACUGGGGGAACUGUUAGACAGUAAAUGUGACUGAGCUCAUUGGAAACAUGGUGCUCUGUACAAACAAACACUGGGAUAUCCAUCUUUGUUUUAAAGAACGAUCUGAGAGGCAGGCAAGAGUAGAGUAGACUUGUCCUGUUAUUUAUAUGGGGGCUGUUUUCAGUGUCCUCAAUUUGGUUUGAGGUGCGGCUAUGUGUACACAACACACCUGGAGGUGUUGCAGGAGAUGUGGAGAGAGGUGUGUGUGUGUGUGUGUGUGUGGGAAAACUGUCAUCGUUAGGAUGGCCUGCUGUUAUUCGGCAAGAGUCGACUGUCAUGAUGCAAACCAAAUGUCAAACAUGAUUGUACAUGUUUGGUGUGUCAACAUGUGACUAAUGCCGCUCGGAUUCUUUGGAUGACAUUCUGCGCCUUUGUUGACAAAGUUGAGUUACUAGUCACGACCUUAAACUAUGUCAAAAAAUGCAAUGUCUUUUCAGGAUUAGUUUGAAAAUGUGUAUAUGAAUGAUACAUUAAUAAACAUUUUCUUUGUAA
Messenger RNA from Clupea harengus (Atlantic herring), 4579 nucleotides. It is a transcript of the gene acvr1ba, whose product is annotated as activin A receptor type 1Ba. The transcript has 9 exons. The record is from RefSeq and is a predicted model, not a curated record. NCBI's taxonomy places the organism in Eukaryota, Metazoa, Chordata, Actinopteri, Clupeiformes, Clupeidae. Gene Ontology annotation, cellular component: plasma membrane; signaling receptor complex. Bases 110 to 1636 code for a protein of 508 amino acids. Gene Ontology annotation, molecular function: ATP binding; transmembrane receptor protein serine/threonine kinase activity. Gene Ontology annotation, biological process: cellular response to growth factor stimulus; cell surface receptor protein serine/threonine kinase signaling pathway; protein phosphorylation.